AUGGACCCGCUUUCUGCUGGGUUUGGCUCCUUCAGGCCGCGGGCUGCUGCUGCUGCUGCUGCGGCGGCGGCGGCCACGACAGAUGCCGAGUCCUCAGCACCGGUCGACCAGGCUAAUCCUCAACCUGGAGGCUCAUCGCACAGCCGGGAGGUGGUCCCCUUCCAAGGGACCCGAUCUCCCAGCCCGUCAGGCCGACGCCCUCGACGCGGCCGGGGCUCGGCGCACUCGCAUAGUCGCUCACGCAGCCACUCGCGCAGCCGUUCACGUAGCCGUUCACGAGGCCGGGAUCGGCGCCGGCGCCACCGGCGCGAUCGAUCCCCCGAUAGAGCUGACCGGCGUCGGCGCCGACACCGAUCGACCUCCCCCGCAUCGGGGUCCACCUGCGAUCGGCUCCUUGAUGCCCUGUCCUCUGAGGACGUCCGGAUGAUUGUGGCCAGCUCCGGGUCCGGGACCGGGGCGGCGGCAUCUCGCAGUCGGCACCAUCCUCGCCGGCGGCGCUCCAUCUCGUCCCCCUCGACCGAGCGGCCUUGGCUGGCGCCGACUGCCGGCACCGAGGGCGACGGCUUCCUCGUAGACCCUCGGGGAGAUGUGUCACUCCUUCGCCGGCAAUCUUUGCUCAUUCCCCCGACUGGGGCGUCGGCUGCCAGUGGCGGGCCCCUGCCACCGCACUAUUACCGGGUGGAUGCAUCCGCGGUGGCGUCAGCCCCGGUGUCCGGGGCUGCUGCCAGCGUGCUGGGCUUGCCCCAAGAAUGGGAGGCAUCCUUCUCGCGAGCUAGCCGCCGUGGCCGUCCGGAGCCCGAUUCCGAACUUGUCAACCCCCGCCUCCCUCCCGCCUGGCUACCAAUUUCCGACCACCCACCUCCCCUACUGACGGUUCUGCCCAAACCAAGCAGCUGGUCUGCUCGGGGGGAUCCGUUGUUGUUGCUGCGCGAGGCAGGAUCUCGGGCUCGGCCGUCGGCCCCCGGCACCAAGGCCGAGCCGGAGGCGGGUCGGCGCAAUGCCACGCACACGGCCGACACAUUGGCCGUUGUGCGGGAGGCAGGCCUGGUCCGGAUGCUGUAUGCUCAUGUGUCAGCUCGAUCGCCUUGCGAGCUGGGCAGCCAGAGCGUCUGGCCAUCGGACCUGCUGCUGGUACAGGCCUUGCGCCUUCAAGCGGCCGAGGCGGCCGGCCACCAGGCCAGCAUGGCCACCCCCGGUCCGGACCCGGCUGAUGGCUCCUUCAUCCCGGUGGGCCAGGAGCCGGAGGGCUCGCGCGACGUGUCCACCUCCGAGGUAGACCCGGCCGAGGGUCCGGCCGAUCUGGCGGAGCAAGUGGCCUCCCGAGUGGGCGCGGCUUUCCGCCUGCUGCGAGAUGACCCGCUGGCCGCGGACCGGUGGCUGGAGCUUGCAGCCCUGCGGGGCCUACAGCUGGCCCUGGCUUUUUUACCGACCGGACGGCCGCUCACUCGGCGGCGGGUGGCCCGGGCCCGGCGGGCCGCGGCCGAAGCCCUGGCCGAUGUUCUGGGGCUGGGGCUGGCGCGUGCACGCGGCCGCCUGGCCGAGCGUCUAUCUGGUCAUGCACUGAGUGGAAUGUCCACCCGGCCCUUGGCCCAUGUGCGGGCCCAGUUGUCCGGGGACUGGGGACACCUGUGGCGCGUGGCCGCGCGAACCAUUCAGUGCCUCUACGAGGGCACCCGCCCGGCUGAGGGGCUCAACCGGCUGUCCGGCCUGAGCGCCGGGGUGGUGAAUAUGGCCCUGGCUCCAUGGGCCGAGCGUCUUCGACUUGAGGCCAUGCGCGGGUCUGGGGCCGACCGGCGCCGCGCCGCGGCCCUGGUGCAAAUGCAUCUUCUCGGGGAUCCGGAGGUGGUGCAGGCCGCCUUCCUGGCCAGUCAGGAAGCCCUGGCCACCGGGACCACCGGCCUUGGCCGGACAUUGUGGCAGCAGCUCCACCUGGCGGUGGAGCUGGGCAGCUUGGCUGGCGAGUCGGCCGCUCUCGCGGCCGGGUCGCGUCCGGCGCCUGCCCCCCCCGGCGGGGCCUUUCCCCAGCCGGAGCACCUCUUCCGGCUGGUGGCCUGGCUGCAGGCGGCCGGCCGGACGGCCCGAACGGCCGACGAAGCCGGAUACUCCGAACGCGCACUCACCCUGGCGGUGUGUGGAUUGUCGUGGCUGCUGGGGGCCCCGGAGCGGCUGGAGCUUGCGGGGCAUUUGCCCGUCGCCCGGUGGCUGUUUUAUGGCCGACGUGCGGAUCGCGCUUCACUUGGCGCCGGGCCGGCCCUCCACACCCUGGAGACCGGGGUCUCGGUGCCCGAUGACGCUUUCGACGCGGAAAUCGACCACCGGCUGGACAUGCUCGAGGGGUCCGAGCCACUCGAGCCACAGCAGCAGCAGCAGCAGCAGCAGCAACCACUCCUGCAUCCGGACGUGGGGGACUUCUCGGACAUGCAGUUCCGCGGGCGCUUCACCCAGGCGGCCCUCACGUCGCGGAUUUGGGCCAGCUGGUUCCUGACGGAAACCCAGCGUGCGGCACACCUGUGGCGGCCGCUCAUGGACCUGCCGGCCCCGGGGCCGGAUGGCUCGACGCCCGGGCUUCCGACAUACGACCCGGCGCGCGUGGUCCUGGCGGCGGACUUGCGUCCGGCCGGGCCCGGGGCCUUUGGGCUUGGGCCGGCCGCCGGGCGGGAGGCUGCCGGGCCGGUCCGCGCCGCCGGGGUGCGAGCCCUCCUGGGGCUGUGCCUGUCCCUGGCCGGAGUGCCGCAUGGGCCGACGCUGGCUGGCGGCCACCGAGCCUGGUCCGAGUGCAUGCGGCAGCCAGGGGCCGAGGCCAGCGGGGCGACGGACGCCUUUGGCCGGUUUUCCCCGGGCCCCGGGGGCGCUGGCGAUCGGGCGCCCCUCUUCGAGUGGCACCUCGCCGAGGCCGCCGACCCGGAAGCCGUGGCAACGCAAGCCGGUGCAUUGGUUCUGCCAGCGGGUCUGGCUGCGACUCUCCCCUCGGUGGCAUUGUCCUGCAUGGCCUGUGCCGGGACUGGGCCCCAUGCGCCUGGCAGCGUGUCCUGCGUGUGCGGUGCCACUCCUGCCGCGGCCGAGUGGGCGCUAGACCGCGUCCUCGGCCGGGCGCUUGGAGGUCCCUCGGCUGCCGUUUCAGGGCCAAUCUUUGGCCCAAUUGGCCUGGCUGAGCGCGCGGAUUUCCUUGAACGCCUCUUGUCGAAGGCUCUGUUUGACACAUCAGCCGGGCCGAGUGGCGAGCGGGCCUUCCGUAGCCAGUUUGGCGAAGACCACGCUGAAAGCCGGCUUUCGGCCGAGGUAACCCUUCUCCGGCUCUGCUUGGCUUUGGUCCGGGCUUCGGAAGUCGAGGCCACGAGUGACUUAUUGACCAUGGCUCACGCGCAGCUUGAGGCUCUCCAGCUCCAAAUGCGCGACCAGCCCUUCGCCAACCGCCUCCUCUGGCGGUCGGUGGCCCGGUUACGGGCACUCCCCCCAGCAGCCAACGCCACAGCCACGGUCUUGCAGCAGCGUGUUGACCUGGCCGCGAAGCUACUCCAAACCGUGGGACAACGUUACGCUGGUGAUCGAGACCCGGCUUCGGCCUGGAUGGCCAGCCUCUCCGAGAGCCGCCUGGCAUGCGAGCUGUGGCUUGCUUCAUCGGCGUCCAGCGAGUCGCGCGUCCUGCGCAAGGUUCUUGAAAUUGUCCAGCUCCCCGGCCUCGCUGGAGCGCUGAGCACCCUGCAGCGGGACUUGGACCGGGGUUCUGCCACCUCCAGCCCCCUGGACCCCCACUUGGGGGCACUUCUCCUGUAUUUCACAUUCUGUGCGGCUGCCCAGCGCGGCGACCGGCUGGGGGCCGUCCGCCGGGUGUGUGUCACCGUUGUGGCCAUGGCCCGGUCGGCGCUCGGCUGUCUGGCCGCCCCUGGCGUCAGUCGUACGGACGCCGCACACUCGAUGGCCGGCCUGCUUGGCACCGUCCUGGCACCGGUUGAGCGGCUGUUGCAUUUCUUCCGGCGUACAGCCGGCAGCCGGCCGGCCGGCCAGGCCACCCUCACUGCCGGGCAUGAUGGCAGCAGUGGCGCCGACGGUGUCCGGGAGGGCAGCGAUGUCGAUGCCGAUCUCAGCCAGGCUCCCCCGGGGCACCUGGUGGCCGCGGUCCGGCGCAUGUGCCAGCGCCUGACGGGGCUAUGCGCACAGGCCCUGGCCGCUGGCGACUCGGCCGCCCUCGGCGCUACUCCUCGCUGGGCCGGCCUGCCUUUGAUGACCCCCCCGCUGCCGGAGAGCCAGGGUGCGGGCUUUUCCGUGCGCUGGCUCGGCCCGGAGGGCGGCUUUGUCAUCGGCCGGCCGACCUUCACAGCACUCGUGGAGGCGGUUGGCUCGGACGACAUGCGUCACACGACCCGCCGGUUGGCAGCCCUGCUGGCCGACCCGGCGGCCACGGCGGCCCUCACGCGCGAAGUCUUCGCCCGGGUGUACAACACGCGCGUUGUCUCGCGUUUCGAAGCCUGCCUCUCGGCAUCUUCAACCACGCCCCUGGUGUGGCAUUUGUACUUGCUUUGGGUGCGCGCGGCCGCCAUGGUUGAACGUGCCAUUGGGGCCCGGUUCCCCUCGGCCCUGGCCGCCACGUCGGUCGGGGCUCAGGCCAGCCGUGAGGCUCGUCUUCGAGCCUCGCGUCUGCAAAGCCUCGACAGGCAGUGGCGUGCCCGAGCCGAGGGGGUUUUCUACAGCGCCCUCCGGCAGUGCGGCCGGUCCAAAACCAUCCUCAUGCAUGCUUUCGGUGCCGGGCUCUUUGAGAGCCUGGAUGACAGUGCCCUGCUGGCGGUGUACUCGCUGCUGAGCGCCGCGGAGCAGGACCGCGAUGACCGAGCUCUGCUUGGAGAUCGGGUUGUCGACGAGGCCCGGAAGGUGUUCACUCGUGAUGGGGGAUCCUUCCCCCUGCCCUCGGCAAGUGAGGCCCCAUCUCCGGCCGAUCGACUCCCAGAUGGCGAUCCCUUUGGUGGGGAUGCCUGGUGGGGCUUCCGCCUGCGGGCAACGUACCAGGAGGUUGGCCGACUCUUUGGCGAGGCAGACGAGUCUGCCGGAUGAGGCAUGGUCUCUGUGUCUCCUGCCCUGUUGGAGGAAUUCCUCUGCGCGCCUGUACACGCCAUCUCCAGUCUGUAGUGUGUGUGUGCGCGUGUUAGGCGGGGGUGGAUGGCGAAGGCACACAUGCAUCCCAUCACAAGCACACAAACCCAAACACUGGCAAACAGGCACACCGGGAAAGACCCUGGCUGAGGUCCCCUCCCUCCCGCCUGUGCACAAAUAGAGUGAUAGAUAUUUCGCCUCGAC
Fonticula alba is the source of this 5289-nucleotide messenger RNA. RefSeq lists its product as hypothetical. The coding region runs from base 1 to 5046 and encodes 1681 amino acids. The record is from RefSeq and is a predicted model, not a curated record. Gene Ontology annotation, biological process: negative regulation of RNA catabolic process; regulatory ncRNA-mediated post-transcriptional gene silencing. Lineage: Eukaryota; Rotosphaerida; Fonticulaceae. The transcript is spliced from 8 exons. Gene Ontology annotation, cellular component: catalytic step 2 spliceosome.